This is a messenger RNA of Meriones unguiculatus (Mongolian gerbil), 5239 nucleotides long. RefSeq names its product endothelial PAS domain protein 1 (gene Epas1). The record is from RefSeq and is a predicted model, not a curated record. The transcript has 16 exons. Bases 565 to 3198 code for a protein of 877 amino acids. Gene Ontology annotation, molecular function: DNA-binding transcription factor activity, RNA polymerase II-specific; RNA polymerase II transcription regulatory region sequence-specific DNA binding; protein dimerization activity. Lineage: Eukaryota; Metazoa; Chordata; Mammalia; Rodentia; Muridae. Gene Ontology annotation, biological process: cellular response to hypoxia; regulation of transcription by RNA polymerase II. Gene Ontology annotation, cellular component: cytoplasm; transcription regulator complex; nucleus.
CGGAAGCCGGACAUUCGAGAGCGGCCGGCGCACAGCCCCGGAGUCCCCAGCGCUCCGCCCCAGCUCUCCUGAGGCGGCCGUACAAUCCUCGGCAGUGUCCUGAGACUGUAUGGUCAUCUCAGCGGCCGCGCCCGCCCGGCCCCGGAUUCCCUCCAGCUCCCUCUCUUCGAGCCGCUCUUUUUGGCUGCUUGGUCGGUCGGUCGGUCUUGUUUUCUGCGAGAUCCCGGGAAAGUGACUCCGGCUCGGGGAUAAACGGAACUUGUGGUCCCCAGGCGCGGCUCUCUCCUUCGGCGUCUUCCAACCUCCUCCCACUCCUUUCCCCGGCCCCGCCUCCUCCUGCAGGUUCCUCCCUGUCGCCCCCUCCGCCCUCCUCCUCCGCACCUAGCCGGCCGGCCGCACGCUGCCACCUGACUGUGCGGGACGCACCGACCUGCGAGCGCUCGGGACCUUUCACACCUGCCGGGGCGACCGAGGGCCGCCAGGGCCACAGCGACGACAGCGGCCGCAGCCCCCGCGGGCUUCAGGGCAGCCGGGCGCCUCGGGGCUCGGAGGGCCACGGCGACGAUGACAGCUGACAAGGAGAAGAAAAGGAGCAGCUCAGAGCUGAGGAAGGAGAAGUCCCGCGAUGCGGCGAGGUGCCGGCGCAGCAAAGAGACGGAGGUCUUCUAUGAACUGGCUCAUGAGCUACCCCUGCCUCACAGUGUGAGCUCCCACCUGGACAAAGCCUCCAUCAUGCGACUAGCUAUCAGCUUCCUGCGAACACACAAGCUCCUGUCCUCAGUCUGCUCUGAAAAUGAAUCUGAAGCUGAGGCUGACCAGCAGAUGGAUAACUUGUAUCUGAAAGCCUUGGAGGGUUUCAUUGCUGUGGUGACCCAAGAUGGUGACAUGAUCUUUCUGUCAGAAAACAUCAGCAAGUUCAUGGGGCUUACCCAGGUAGAACUAACAGGACACAGCAUCUUUGACUUUACUCAUCCUUGUGACCAUGAGGAGAUCCGUGAGAACCUGACUCUCAAAAAUGGCUCUGGUUCUGGAAAGAAGAGCAAAGAUCUGUCCACCGAGCGUGACUUCUUCAUGAGGAUGAAGUGCACAGUCACCAACAGAGGCCGGACUGUCAACCUCAAGUCGGCCACUUGGAAGGUCUUGCACUGCACCGGGCAAGUGAGAGUCUACAACAACUGCCCCCCUCACAGCAGCCUCUGUGGCUACAAGGACCCCCUGCUGUCCUGCCUCAUCAUCAUGUGUGAGCCGAUCCAGCACCCCUCCCACAUGGACAUCCCCUUGGACAGCAAGACUUUCCUGAGCCGCCACAGCAUGGACAUGAAGUUCACCUACUGUGAUGACAGAAUCAUGGAACUGAUUGGUUAUCAUCCUGAGGAGCUACUUGGCCGCUCUGCCUACGAGUUCUACCAUGCCCUGGAUUCAGAGAACAUGACCAAAAGUCACCAGAACUUGUGCACCAAGGGGCAGGUGGUGUCUGGCCAGUACCGGAUGCUGGCCAAGCACGGAGGAUAUGUGUGGCUGGAGACCCAGGGGACGGUCAUCUACAACCCCCGCAACCUGCAGCCCCAGUGUAUCAUGUGUGUCAACUAUGUCCUGAGUGAGAUCGAGAAGAACGAUGUGGUGUUCUCCAUGGACCAGACUGAAUCCCUGUUCAAGCCGCACCUCAUGGCCAUGAACAGCGUCUUUGACAACAGUGGCGAUGUGGCCGUAUCUGAGAAGAGUAACUACCUGUUCACCAAACUGAAGGAGGAGCCUGAGGAGCUGGCUCAGCUGGCCCCCACCCCAGGAGAUGCCAUCAUUUCUCUGGAUUUUGGAAGCCAGAACUAUGAUGAGUCCUCAGCCUAUGGCAAGGCCGUCCUGCCCCCAGGCCAGCCGUGGGCCGCAGAGAUGAGGAACCACAGUGCCCAGAGUGAGUCUGGGAGCCUGCCUGCCUUCACUGUGCCCCAGGCAGGCUCCCCAGGGAACACCACGCCCAGCGCCACAAGCAGCAGCAGCAGCAGCUGCUCUACGCCCAGCAGCCCUGAAGACUAUUACUCAUCCCUGGAGGAUCACUUGAAGAUAGAAGUGAUCGAGAAGCUCUUUGCCAUGGAUACGGAGGCAAAGGACCAGUGCAGCACCCAGACGGACUUCAAUGAACUGGACUUGGAGACCCUGGCACCCUACAUCCCUAUGGAUGGGGAGGAUUUCCAGCUAAGCCCCAUCUGCCCAGAGGAACCACACAUGCCAGAGAGCCCCCAGCCCAACCCCCAGCAAUGCUUCAGUACCAUGACAAGCAUCUUCCAGCCACUAGCUGUGGGGGCCACCCCCAGCCCCUUCUUCCUGGACAAGUACCCGCAGCAGUUGGAAAGCAGGAAGGUGGAGCCUGAGCACCAGCCCAUGUCUUCCAUCUUCUUUGACGCUGGGAGCAAAGGGUCUCUGCCCCCAUGCUGUGGCCAGGCCAGCACCCCUCUCUCUUCUAUGGGGGGCAGAUCCAACACUCAGUGGCCCCCAGACCCACCAUUACAUUUUAGGCCCAAAAAGUGGCCUGUUGGUGAUCAGAGCACUGAAGCGUUGGGGGCUCUGCCUUUGGGGCCAUCGCAGUUGGAGCCUCUCAACAGCUCGCCUCAUGUCUCCGUGUUCAAGAUGAGGUCUGCAAAGGACUUUGGGGCUCGUGGACCAUACAUGAUGAGCCCUGCCAUGAUAGCCCUCUCCAACAAGCUGAAGCUAAAGCGCCAGCUGGAGUAUGAGGAGCAAGCCUUUCAAGACACAAGAGGGGGAGAUCCUCCAGGCACUAGCAGCAGCUCACAUUUGAUGUGGAAACGUAUGAAGAGCCUCAUGGGUGGGACCUGUCCUUUGAUGCCUGACAAGACCAUCAGUGCAAACUUGGCCCCUGAUGAAUUCACCCAAAACUCCAUGAGAGGCUUGGGCCAGCCACUGAGACACCUACCACCCCCACAGCCGCCGUCUGCCCCGAGCCCAGGGGCCAGCGCCAAGAGUGGGUUCCCGCCACAGUGCUAUGCCUCGCAGUUCCAGGACUACGGUCCUCCGGGAGCUCAGAAGGUGUCAGGCAUGGCAAGUCGACUGCUGGGGCCAUCGUUCGAGCCUUACCUGUUGCCAGAACUGACCAGAUAUGACUGUGAGGUGAACGUCCCCGUGCCUGGGAGCUCCACACUCCUGCAGGGGAGAGACCUUCUCAGAGCUCUGGACCAGGCCACCUGAGCCAGGGCCUUUGGCCGGGCGUGUCCCUGCCCUGCCAUCUUGUCCUGCCUGCUUCACCUUCCAUCUGUGUUGCAACUAGGUAUCUCUAACACCAGCACACUUAGGAGAUGUCCUGACCUGGCCGUGUGGCCAGGGCACCAAGCAGUGGCCUUUUCUGACAUGCUCACUUUGUUAUCCGUGUUUUAAGACUACAUAGUUGUCUUACCUGCUAUGUUUUACUGUCAAUGAACAUGUCCUGAAAUUUUGUAAGAUUUCCCCCUCCCUCCCUUGAAUUACAUCUAAUUUAUAUUCCCCAAAGGUUUCUCUCUCACAUUCGGUAUCCAUACUAACAAGCAUGGUGGAUGUUGGCUCUCCUGAGGGAAAGAUUUGGCUUCACUCAACUAAAAAGAGGUUUUGUCCUUGUUGUUGCCAAAGAGAAAACGAUUUUGCUUUCCAAGCUCCACUGUGGAUUCUCUUUCUCUCUUUCUCUCUCUCUCACACACACAUACACACAAACACCUAAUCACCAUAUUGUAAAAUUUGGUGUUAUUUUUAAAGCCAGCUCUUUGCUCUGAUUUUCAUAUGAUGGAUGGGGAAAAAAAAAAAGAAAAGAAAAGAAGAAAACGUGAAGGGUAAACUCUAGGUUACACAGUGGCUUUCCUAAACCAUUUGGUGGUGUCCUUCACCUCACCCCCAGGUCCAAUGGGUUUUUUAUUACUAUUACUCACAAGCAAAGCUGAGGUUUUUUAAAGAGAAAUUUAUAUCUGGGUUUAGUGUUUAUCGUAUAUAUGGGUACUUUGUAAUAUCUAAAAGCUUAGAAAUGGAUUCCUGCUCACAAAACCACUUCUGAGAUCUUUUUAGGGCUGUUAAUUUAAUUUGUUUCUGUGUUCUAGACACUGUAGAGCUGUACAGUACCCCCACAGGCCUGUACUAACCCCGCUCUGGGUCUUCUCUGUCUUGCUUUCUCUCGGAUGACCUUUGGCUUUGGAUACGCCAUCGGUGUGACAAGCAAUCCCAGGAGAGGAUUAGGGGGAGCAUUGCAAGCUGUCUUCUCUCCUCGUGCUCUCUGUAUUGUGUAUGUGUGCAUCGUUAUUGCUGCCGCGAGGGCUCUAAUGGCAUGUUGGGGUGGGAAGGAAGCGCUGUCAUUUUUUUCAGGUCGUGUUGCUAGCCCUUCAAGUGCACUGAGCUAGGUGACUCCCGAUCUCUCCCACGCGGCACAUUUGGGGAUUUCCACGCUACCGUGACAUUGUCUUCAUGGGAAUUCACACAGCAAGUGAGGGUUCAGAAAUAAUGUAGUGACCCAGUCCUCUGAGCUAAACUGGGAGAGGGUGCCAAGUGGAGGGUAGCAGGUCCACCAGCCCUAUAUACCCUGCCAUGUCCACAGCUCGCGGGGCGGAUGGCCCUGCAAAGCUAAGGUGCAGCGCCCCCUGCUGGAGCGCAGCAGGCAGACCUCCAGGGACAGCCUCUAGCUGAGGUCUGUCACUUGGAAGUGAUGUGAAUAGGUCGAAAGCACUGAAAAUAAUGUUCCCAGAGCACUUUGUAACUCACUGGGGAGGAGGGAUAACACCUUUUGGGUUUGUGAUACCAAUCAACAUAAGAUGUUGUUGACCUGGGUACAGUAAAACUUUAAAUACACACAAAACCCAUCAGGCAAGAAUGCAGUAAGCCUAAAGGGAUUUACUGCUCAAACCAAAACUUAGCUGUCAAAGUCAAUCUACCUAAAAUUACCUAGGCAUGGUGUUGUUCAGGUUCAUGUUGGUGCACACUGUGGCAUGACACAUGGUGACAGAACUUGAAGGGUUGUUGACAUGUAAAUGCUGAUAGUUGAUUUCCUGUGUUCUUGCCUCAGCAUUAAGGGCAUUUUUCCCUUUGCAGUUUUACUAAAAAACACUCUGAGAAAUAUUCUGAGCUUUGUAUUAACCUUUCCUGUCAAUGUGUAACAACUUCAUGAACAUUACUGCAUUGUCAAAUUCCUACUGACGACAUUAUAACUGUACGGGAGCUUAACUUUAUAAGGAAAUGUAUUUUGACACUGAUAUCUUAUUAAAGUAUUCUGAUCCUA